ACAGUCACACAGAUACAGACAGACUCACACUCACACACACAGACUCACACACACAAAGGGCCAGCGGAGCCACCAGCAUCUCAUCCAUUGUUCCUCUCUCCUGUCUCUGGUCGCACAGCAUCAUGGGAUAAGCACUGCCCACUGCUCCCCAGAGCUCUCACUCUAUUGCCUCUUCCUCUCCAUCAGGAUCUGCCCUGGGUUUUACUUACAGCAGCACGUGAGCUCAGCCACAUAAUGAUGAUGAUUAACCAGAAGACCGUGGGCAUUGGCUGAUGUGACACCGGCACCCCCCGAGGAAUCACAAGGUGACCUACAUCUGGGACUUGUAUUGGCCUGGGACCAUUGUUUCUGCUCCAUGGAAUCCUGUGAGGGACGUGCGGCUUCUUGUGACUUACAGCUGGGGGGCCACUGACAUGUGGGGGAGAUAAAGGAUGCCGGUCCGCAGGGGUCACGUGGCACCUCAGAACACAUUCCUGGACACCAUCAUACGCAAGUUUGAGGGGCAAAGCCGCAAGUUCAUCAUCGCCAACGCCCGCGUGGAGAACUGCGCAGUCAUUUACUGCAACGAUGCAUUUUGUACCAUGUGCGGUUACACGCGGGCUGAGGUCAUGCAGAGGCCGUGCACAUGUGACUUCCUGUAUGGGCCCCGCACCACCCCCACCUCCACCUCCCAAAUUGCACAGGCCCUUGUGGGGUCCGAGGAGCGUAAGGUGGAGAUCGCAUUUUACCGCAAGGAUGGCAGUUGUUUCCUCUGUCUGGUGGAUGUGGUCCCUGUGAAGAACGAAGAGGGAUCUGUCAUCAUGUUCAUUCUGAACUUUGAAGUGGUGAUGGAGAAGGAUGUUUUGGGCUCUCCCAACAAGGACACCAAUCACAAAGUGCAGUCCCAUUGGUUCCCUUCAGGUCGAGGCAAGUCAUUUAAGUUGAAGCUCCCAGCAUUACUGGCCCUGGCGGGGAGCAAACAGUCUCUCCCUCAAGAGGAUCCCGAUGUGGUGGUGGUGGAUUUAUCAAAGCACAGCAGUGACACGGUGGCAUUGGAGGAAGUGACACAUAUGAACAAUUGCAUUGGCUCUCAGUCUGAGGACCAGCAGGCGCUGAUCAGCAGCAAAGAACCUCCUGAAGAGGACAAGGAGCCAGCAGUUCAGUCAUCUCCCCAUACAGACAAGGACCACCUCAACCUGGACAUGUCCUUUUCCAACUGCAGUCUGGCGCGCAGCCGCUCUCGGGAGAGUUUCUACAGCAUCCGACGGGCCUCCUCAGUAGAUGACAUUGAAGCUAUGAAAGUGGACCUGGACAAGUUCCGGAACCGCAACUCUAGCACUGGGGCCAUGAACAAUAUCCGGGCCAAUCUUCUCAACUCUACGUCAGACUCAGACCUAAUGAGGUACAGAGCCAUCAGUAAAAUUCCUCAAAUAACCCUCAACUUUGUGGACUUUAAAGGAGAUUCGUUUCUGACCUCCCCGUCCAAUGAAAAGGAAAUAAUUGCACCCACCAAGCUGAAGGACCGAACCCACAACGUUACAGAGAAGGUCACUCAGGUCCUGUCCCUGGGAGCGGAUGUGCUGCCGGAAUACAAGCUGCAGGCCCCUCGGAUACAUAAAUGGACAAUACUCCACUACAGCCCAUUUAAAGCCGUGUGGGACUGGCUGAUCCUGCUGUUGGUUAUCUACACCGCCAUCUUUACCCCGUACUCUGCUGCUUUCCUAUUGGGUGAGCAGGAGGAGGUGGACAAUGAGCAGUGUGGCUACUCGUGCAACCCGCUGAGUGUGGUGGACCUUAUAGUGGACAUUAUGUUUAUUAUAGACAUUCUCAUCAACUUCCGAACAACCUACGUCAACAUCAAUGAAGAAGUAGUGAGCCACCCUGGAAAGAUUGCCAUCCAUUACUUCAAAGGCUGGUUCCUUAUAGACAUGGUGGCCGCCAUUCCCUUUGAUCUGCUCAUAUUUGGUUCAGGCUCAGAGGAGAUGAAGAGACCUGACGAAGGAGCAAACAAAGAGACCACUACUCUGAUUGGUCUCUUGAAAACGGCCCGCCUUCUGCGCUUGGUACGAGUGGCCCGCAAGCUGGACCGUUACUCUGAGUAUGGUGCAGCCGUUCUCUUUCUUCUCAUGUGCACGUUUGCUCUCAUCGCUCACUGGUUGGCUUGCAUCUGGUACGCCAUUGGCAACAUGGAGCACUAUGACCUGGAGUAUCGUCCUAUUGGUUGGCUGUACUCCUUGGGCGUCCAGAUCAUGAAGCCCUACAACAGCACCAAUGCAAAAUCUGGCCCUUCCAUCAAUGACAAGUAUGUGACUGCUCUCUACUUCACCUUCAGCAGCCUGACCAGCGUGGGGUUUGGAAACGUGUCCCCAAACACCAACUCUGAGAAGAUCUUCUCCAUCUGUGUCAUGCUCAUUGGAUCACUCAUGUAUGCCAGUAUUUUUGGGAAUGUGUCUGCAAUCAUCCAGCGUUUGUACUCUGGAACAGCACGGUACCACACUCAGAUGCUGCGUGUUAGAGAGUUCAUCCGUUUCCAUCAGAUUCCGAACCCUCUCCGCCAGCGCCUGGAGGAAUAUUUCCAGCACGCCUGGUCAUAUACCAAUGGCAUCGAUAUGAAUGCGGUUUUGAAGGGGUUCCCUGAGUGCCUUCAGGCUGAUAUCUGUCUGCACCUGAACAAAAGCCUUCUGCAGAACUGCAAGCCAUUCAAAGGAGCCACCAAAGGUUGCCUUCGGGCUCUGGCCAUGAAAUUCAAGACCACCCAUGCUCCACCUGGUGACACACUGGUGCAUGCUGGGGAUGUGCUCACUGCUAUCUACUUUCUGUCCCGCGGAUCCAUAGAAAUCUUGCGUGGGGAUGUAGUGGUGGCCAUACUAGGUAAAAAUGAUAUUUUUGGAGAACCUAUAAAUCUCUACGCACGGCCUGGAAAAUCGAAUGCAGAUGUUCGAGCCUUGACCUACUGUGACCUCCACAAGAUCCACAGAGAAGACUUGCUGGAAGUGCUAGACAUGUAUCCUGAAUUCUCUGACUUCUUCUGGUCCAGCCUGGAGAUCACAUUUAAUCUGCGAGAUACCAACAUGAUUCCCGGAUCUCCAAGCAGCGAUGAUUCCGACAGUGGGUUUAACCGACUGAGACGGCGCAAGCUUUCCUUUCGCAGGAGAACAGAUAAAGAUUCUGAAAAUGCUGGGGAGGUGAAGAUGGACGAGAGGAUGGGGCAUGAAAACACCCCAACGUGUGAGGGCAAGGCCUUCGACUGGGAUAAGCAACUCAGCACUGGCCCAUCCAGUUCCUCUUCCAGUGAUGAUGAGAACCCUCCUCCUCCCUCUGUUCAAUUGUCACCAAAACGAGCGAAAUUUCCCCACAGUCACUUCUCUGCCCCCCGUGGGUCUGAGGCUGAAGGGGAACAUGGCACCGCAGAUGUGUGUAACCACUUGUCAGGAGCUUUUUCUGGGGUAUCAAAUAUCUUUAGCUUUUGGGGUGACAGAGCAGGAGGUGAGUACCAGGAGCUGCCGAGAUGCACCAUCCCAGCCCAUACAGCUGUGAGCGGAACUGCACCUUCCAUGAGCCGCCGGCAGAAAUGUGAGCUUGGCCACAGGCUGGAUCUUCUGCAGAAGCAACUGAACAGGUUAGAGAGUCGGAUGGUGACAGACAUUAAUAGUAUCAUGCAGCUGCUACAGAAACAAGCGGCCCUGGUGCCCCCCGCAUACAGCACUGUAUCGUCUCCCCCACAGAUGACAAGUUACCCCUCAGGGGGGGAUCACAUUGUACAGACCGACCUUGUGCAACUGUCUCACACACUCGCAUCAUUUUCUCAGGUUUAUGAAUACCAGGAAGUGGAGGGUCAGCGGUUGAGUGAAGGGCCCCUGGUACCCCAACCUGUGACUACUGAUCCCAGGGACAGCCCCCGGCGCCUCUCUCUUCCCGGGCAGCUGGACGACCCCUUGGACUUGAGGACCCCACAAAGGCAUUCAUCCGACCCGGGCAGUUAGGGAUGGAGGGGCCUUUGUCAGACUCAAGUCACACGCCACAUUCUGGUGGAAGGUCACACAGAGAUCUUGCCGGAAUGUUCUAGAGCAGAUGGCCAACAUGGAGACAACCUGCGGGGAUCACAGAAGUCCAACUCCCUCAUCCAGAAGGAGGGAAAUAAAGACAUUUGUCUAAUUGUUCCAGUGAAGGAAAGUCUCACUGCUGUAUGGGGCAUGCAUGGCUCUUAGCUGCACCCCUAAAUAAUAGUGAACCCACUUGCUUCUUCUCAUCUUGUUAUGUCGGAUGCGCUGCUGUGUGGGAAUCAGCACCACGUGACUGUAGCACACGCUCCAGAGAGAAGAAACAGGUCAACUGCAGAACCUGAGAUGGGCUGAGAAUGAGGAGCUUGUCCUGGGAAGAGCAGAACAAGGAAGAGAAAUCCAUGUACUAUAUGUAUGUGACUAUACCGACCCCCCAUAUUUACUCUCUCGCUCUCUAGAAAACUGCGGCUCAUGGGAGGGAUGAACAUUGUGUGCAGAGCACUUGGGCAGUCCUGUGACCCACCAGGAUUUGCUUCAGAGGAAUAGUACAAUAAAUAUUCUUCUGUCUCUUUAAUUCUCUAAUACAAGUCCAAGAAGUCUCGGAGCGACCCUGUAAUACAAGCAGAGGCUCCAUUGAACUGUACGAAAUCGUUCUUCUCAUUCUCGAUGUUCUUCAUUGUCUCUUUAAUUCUCUAAUACAAGUCCAAGAAGUCUCGGAGCGACCCUGUAAUACAAGCAGAGGCUCCAUUGAACUUUCUGUAGGAAAUUGUCCUUCUCAUUCUCAAUGUUCUUCAUUGUCUCUUUGUGUCUCUUUGCCACAUUCUAAUGUCAGACACAAAUCUAAUGUCUGUGCCUCACGGUGUUGUGUCUCCCCUGCUGAAAAGUCAGUUCAUCAUAAUGUCACUUUAUCACAACAGUGUGUUCUUUCUCAUUGUGCCCCCCAAUGUCUGCAUGAAAUAGGAUUGUACCCCCCUAUAAUCUUCUGCAUUCUCCUGGAUCGUCUUGCGCUGACGUUACAUUGGCUCUUGCUUUUUGCCUUAAACAUUCGUAGCUACUUGUCUGACCCUUUCUAUUUACAUUCCCAACAUAACUGAGGCCUCUGUUUUAUAUCAGUCGCCCAUUCAUUGUAUUUUGUGCUCCAAGCAGAGUAACUGCCAUAAGUGUUCUAAUCCCGCCCACUGCUUGAGUCACAGACUCCCUCCCAUUAGCUGCUGCCCAAAUGCCGUUAUUUAUUUAUUCAACUGUCAUUUUUGUAUUUAUUUUCUCCCACUUAUUGGAUUGGGGGAGACAGAACACUAUAACCAUUAAUCACUCAGCCCUCACCUGCCAAUGCCCCAAGUGCCCCCGGAGGGCCGACAGUUUCUGUAGCCAAAGUGGCUAAUGGAGAGACAGGCUCUGAGCAUGAACAUACUGCUCACACUCCCAUCCGCUCAUAUAAUGGCACCACUUACUGUUUGACCUACUCCCACCCCCUGGCACUGCCAGUCCUACCAAUGCUCCCAAAUACUCGAGGCAGAGAUGCACACAAGUAGUUACAAGCUCACGGCGCAAGGCAUUUCUAUGGGCUCACGUUUCAGUGCUGCUUGUACUUUAACACCAUUAAAGGGCCACAGAGUUGGUCAGUCCCAUGUUACAGAAUAAGAGGGGUGCGGAUAGUCUGAAGGACUUGUACACAGACAGUUACUGGGAGUGUAAGAGUCACUAUUUAUCCGGUUACUUAGUGUGAGUGUGUAAUUAUAUUCCCCUGCACUGCUGUGUCUGACUGCUGACUCAAGCGCCUGCAUGAUUCUCAUUAAAGGGAUACUGUCAUGGGAAAACAUGUUUUUUUUCAAAACGCAUCAGUUUUUCCUUCACAAUGUAACU
Molecule: messenger RNA, 5843 nt
Organism: Xenopus laevis (African clawed frog)
Lineage: Eukaryota; Metazoa; Chordata; Amphibia; Anura; Pipidae
Gene: kcnh2.L
Product: potassium voltage-gated channel subfamily H member 2
Exons: 17
Coding region: 432-3962 (1176 amino acids)
Source: RefSeq, a predicted model, not a curated record